CAUCUGAACCUCUACCACACCAGGUUUAGGUUCCAGGUCUUGUUUAUCGAUCCAGACUCAGAGAAGAGGUCUGGCUCCAUCUUUAUCCCUGCUCUCUCUCUCUUUCAGACUCAGCUGGAGCUGGACAAAUACUUCCCCCACACCGGCGCUCCUCUCCUGACUCUCCCGCCCGACCUCACGGACAAGAAGUACAGACGAGAGAGCGCCUCUGUGGUGGACGAGUACUUCUCCGAGGACAAACCCGCCACGCCGUACAGCCUCAACAUCAACGUCAUCCUCCCCAGCACCACCCACCUCCGCACGGGCCUCUACCGCUCCAACGCCAAGACCCUGGCGUCGCAUCAGAUCAAAACAGAGCCCGGGCUGGAGGUGCCCUGCUCCAUCCCGAACUCCACAACCCAGGCGCUGCCGGACUUCACCUCGGUGUUCAGCGUCCCGCCCGUCAUCAACAACGUCUUCAUCAAACCGGAGAUGAGUGCUGGAGGAGCGGCGAGCGGGCCUGCAGGGUCUCAGCAUCAGCAGCAGCAGCAAAACCUGGGCACAGAGCUUCACAUCGGACCCCACCCCCCACAGCCACAGGUCUACCACAUGCCCAUCACCAGCUGCGCCGACCUCACCAUGACUUUGUCCCACACCAGCCCGUCGGCGCACGUCUCCGCAGGCGGCAGGACCAUCAUGAACAUUGGCGGCGUUUCAUUGCCGACGGCCAACGGCAACUACCUGAUGGCAGAGCACCAGCUGCAGCAGCACCACCACGGUUACUACCAGCACUCCCCGAGCCACACGACGGCCCCCCACAGUCUCCCGCCUUCGCCCCCGAACUCUCAGCCGGGGAGCCCAGACGAUCAGGCGGAUCUGCUGAGCUUAGUGACGCAAGCUCCGCCUCCUUAUCAGCAGCGCCUGGGGGGAAUGAAGGUGACGGGGUUGUCCCAUCACGCCAUGCUGAUGACGCACGGCCAGGGCGUGCUCACGGGACCCAAAUACAACCGACGGAACAACCCGGAGCUGGAGAAGAGGAGGAUCCACUUCUGUGACUUCCAAGGCUGCACCAAAGUUUACACAAAGAGCUCUCAUCUCAAGGCACACCAAAGGACGCACACAGGGGAGAAACCGUACCGCUGUACGUGGGAGAACUGCGACUGGCGCUUCGCCCGAUCGGACGAGCUCACCAGACACUACAGGAAACACACCGGGGCCAAACCCUUCAAGUGCGUCGCCUGCAGCCGCUGCUUCUCGCGCUCCGAUCACCUGGCCCUGCACAUGAAACGCCACCAGAACUAACUCACCACAGACACACCUGUACAUAACACAUCCCGAAAACACAUGCAAUCACACACAAAACAGUUUCUAUACACGACGGAAACGUGAACAGACACAGCACCAGAAUCGCCUCUGUGCACCUGUUUUUAAAUCUGACGCUCAACGCUAACAUCAGCUGAGUGAUGGAAUCAAAAUGGAUCCAAAGAAGGACAAGAAACCUGUCAGGGAGGGGACAGUUUUCCAUUUUCUGCUUUCUGAUAAAAAACCCGUUGACCCGCUGACUAUCAGUCCGCGCGGCGUUUGUGGAAGUCUUAGCAGCAGAGCUGAUGAUCCACCUCAGGAGCUCAGAGGUGAUUUUGGUGUCUGUUGUCGUCACUGAACAGGCGUCGAUUCAUAACGUACACUGGUUGAACUCAAAUCAACGCACAAUAAAAACACACAUCCACACCUACACUCAUGCAUCAUUACAUCUGAACUGUGGGGGGUCAGGCUCCUAACCAAGCAUCCAGGACUCCGUUUGAUCACAUCCUGGACUCUCUCUCUUCUACAUGAACUUUUUGUUAUCCUACAAAUCUGCUGCCAUCUUCCUCCUCCUCUUCCUCGUCAUCAUCACUGUCGCCAUCUUUUAUUAGUCGAGGUUUUUUAACUUUGCUCCCCUCCAUCCUGCCUUUUGUAAAUACUUGUUUAUAAAUAUGUGUGAUUGUGUGUCUGAGAAUACGAAGUGAAUGUAUCGAGAUUUAUACUUGAUUUAUACUUUUUUUUUACAUUAAAUGUUAAUAUGAUGAGUGAGAUUCGAUGUUGAAACGUCCUUGUGACACAAUCUCCCUUCAAGGGCCCUUAAGGAGGAAAAAAAAAAACGAGGAAUAAUCAUCGGACAUGAUCAGAAAAAAGCUCUUCAUGAAAAAAGUUAAUAAUCACCUGGUUCUGCUCGUUUCAGCACAGGUACUACCUGUCGAGCUCACAGCCAUUUGCCAAUGUUUGUAUCCGUGAUAUUACCCGUUACCACGGCGACCAAGCUCUGACGACAGUUUGCGGUUUGCUUGCAGUUUCUUUCUUCUUUUUUUUUUUUUGUCUCUCCUGUAUUUGUUUAAACACUUCAGCUUCAGAAAAAAAAAAAACACAGACGAGGGCGGAUCGACCUGUUGUGUAAUCUCUCCUGAUUGUUAUAAUGUGCAGAAUAUAUACACACCGUAAACACACACACACACACACACACACACACACACACACACACUGCAUCGUGUGACUUUACAUGUGUAAAGUUUGAGUUAUAAACUCUGGCAGCCGUCCAUUUUUCAAAGGAACCAAAAUAUGCUGCAGGGUUCAAGAGAGUUUAAAUCCCUGGAGCUGAAGCGGUCAAAAUCUCUGAGGAAGCGAUCCAUUAAUUUAUUUUAUUGACUGAAUAAUUUUUGUAAUUUACGGAAAUGUGCCCCCGCUCACAAUUCAUGGCCUACUUGUCUACUUUAAGAAACCUUUAAAAAAAACCUGCAGAAAGUUUGAACAAAACCUUCAAGCCACAAAUGAAGCUCCUACACACACACACACACACACACACACACACACACACACACACACACACACACACACACACACACACACACACACACACACACACACACACACACACACACACACACACACACACACACACACACACACACACACACACUAAUUAAAAUCAAUUACUUACCCUUUCUAACCUCAGCAAUCAUUUCUACUUUAUAACACGAGAUCAUGGAUAUGUAUGUAUCCGCUUAGCUUUCAUCAAUUCAUAAAUGACACAAAAAGAAGAUUCACAAAUUGCAUGCAAACUCCUGCACACUGUCUUAACUUACAAAAAUACAUUAUUGGUAACAUUUAGGUCCAGAAAGAUUCGGCCGGGAUGCCACCCUUGGCCACCCCUCCAAAUUAUCUGUUCCGUUAUCUAGUGGCUGUUCAACAUCAAAUUCAAAUUUCUCAAUGAAAUACACUCUGAGCCCUUCAAGCUCUCAGGUCUUCAAAAAUAUUUAAAAAAACAUUUGUAAAUUCGUUCCCACAGAUUUCAAACAUGUGCACACAGAUAUAAAAACUGUGAGCACAGAUUAGUAAACCGUGUGAAUGGAUUUAUAGCAAGCCAGUCCAGAGAGACGCUCACCUGUCUACAGCUACCAGUCUAACAGUUUACAUACAAACAUCUUCCAUUACUAAGUUCAAAUACAUGUUAGCAUAAAGCUAGUUUCUUUUCAUCCGACAUUGUAACACCCCUCACUUCCUCAAGGUGGCAGAGUAGAGCAUUAAAAUCAAAGACAGCUUCUUUCUUCACCUGUAGAUGGCAGCGUUGACCACGUCUACCUGCGCAUUUCUGUCAUUCUGCUGCUGUUCCUUUAUUCGCCUGAAUGUUGGAAACGCACUGCUAAUCUUAAAAUUCUUGAUGAUUUUUUAAUUUAUUUAAAGGGGACAUAUUAUGAAAAAACAUAUAUUUGUGUAACAUGAGAGUCUACUGACCCACAACAUGUGAAAUAAACCAUCCAGUCCUUUGUUUGUGGUCUGCAUAAGUCUUACAACACAGAGAAAAAUGCUCUGUUUCAAAUGUGCUCUCCUUGUGAUGUCACAGUGGGAUUCUAGUAAAAACAUCCCCUGGUAUCUCCACUCAUAGACUCCACCCCCAGACUAGAACAAAUCUUUAGAGCAGGUCGGCCAUUUUUAUUCUCUCUACAGAGGAGUGAUGUCUACUGGGAAAACUCAGGGGGGGGGGGGUCAUUCCAUUUAAAGAGACACACACACCAAAAUGGAGCGUUCUGAGAGAGCUGGUUUCUACAGGGUCACAAACCUCCUCUGGUGCUUGAUUCAUGUUAUAUUUUGACCAAAGCACAGCACAGAUGUUUCAUUUAGACCACAGGGGGGCUGUUUGAAAAGGUGGAGGAGGGGACUGUUUGAAAAAGUGGAGGAGGGGACUGUUUGAAAAGGUGGAGGAGGGGGACUGUUUGAAAAGGUGGAGGAGGGGGACUGUUUGAAAAGGUGGAGGAGGAGGACUGUUAGAAAAGGUGGAGGAGGGGACUGUUUGAAAAGGUGGAGGAGGGGACUGUUUGAAAAGGUGGAGGAGGGGGACUGUUUGAAAAGGUGGAGGAGGGGACUGUUUGAAAAGGUGGAGGAGGACACUGUUUGAAAAGGUGGAGGAGGGGGUGAUAUGUCCUCUUUAAAAUCCCAGUUGGUCUUUGUUCUUUUAAAAACUACAAACCCAACAAGCACAUUUUUUUUACAUUUCUUUAACUGUAAAUGUUUUUGAUGUCAGAACAAUAAUUUUUAUUUUUUUAUUUAGGUAAAAACGAUGAUCAGUGAUUGACCCAUGUCUGUUUAAAAUGUGUUCAUCCCUUUAUUUCAACACUUUGUUUAUCGUUCAAACAUCCUCUCUCUCUCUCUCUCUCUCUCUCUCUGUCUCUGUCUCUCUCUCUCUCUGUCUCUCUCUCUGUCUCUCUCUCUCUCUCUGUCUCUCUCUCUCUCUCUGUCUCUCUCUCUCUGUCUCUCUCUCUCUGUCUCUCUCUCUCUCUGUCUCUCUCUCUCUCUGUCUCUCUCUCUCUCUCUCUCUGUCUCUCUCUGUCUCUCUCUCUCUCUCUGUCUCUCUCUGUCUCUCUCUCUCUCUGUCUCUCUCUGUCUCUCUCUCUCUGUCUCUCUCUGUCUCUCUCUCUCUGUCUCUCUCUCUCUCUCUCUCUGUCUCUCUCUGUCUCUCUCUCUCUCUCUGUCUCUCUCUGUCUCUCUCUCUCUCUGUCUCUCUCUGUCUCUCUCUCUCUGUCUCUCUCUCUCUCUCUCUCUGUCUCUCUCUGUCUCUCUCUCUCUCUCUGUCUCUCUCUGUCUCUCUCUCUCUCUCUCUCUCUCUCUGUCUCUCUCUCUCUGUCUCUCUCUGUCUCUCUCUCUCUGUCUCUCUCUCUCUCUCUCUCUCUCUGUCUCUCUCUCUCUCUCUGUCUCUCUCUCUCUCUGUUCUCUGGCACCGUGUACAUAUCUGUAGUUUUAACAGAAGACUUUGUAAAUAUUUGUUUGUUUUAUUUCCUAUUAUUAUUAUUAUUAUUAUAUUAAUAUUGUUUUUCUUUUCUUUUUUUUAAACUAAUGGGAUUUUAGAUCGGUAACACGUGAAUGCUUGAUCGUUUUUUUUUGUUUUGAUACUUUGUGCGUGUACGAGAAUUUAUCAGUGUAUGUGCAAAAUUCAUGAGAACAACAAUGGUGUAUUUGUGUUUGUUUGUUUGUUUGUGUAAAAAGCUGCAAUGAAACAAUAAAAGGAUUCUUAAAAUAAA
This is a messenger RNA of Labrus mixtus (cuckoo wrasse), 5525 nucleotides long. It is a transcript of the gene klf5l, whose product is annotated as Kruppel like factor 5 like. The record is from RefSeq and is a predicted model, not a curated record. The annotation marks the transcript as partial. Gene Ontology annotation, molecular function: RNA polymerase II cis-regulatory region sequence-specific DNA binding; DNA-binding transcription factor activity, RNA polymerase II-specific. The transcript is spliced from 3 exons. Gene Ontology annotation, biological process: regulation of transcription by RNA polymerase II. NCBI's taxonomy places the organism in Eukaryota, Metazoa, Chordata, Actinopteri, Labriformes, Labridae.